GCAGCAUUCUCGAGCAUGGGGGAAUCGGAUAGGAGCGGGCCCAGCAACAAUGCUAAGCCAUCGGACGCUGAUCCCCACCAAGAUCUCGCUACCACAUGGCAGCAUCUGGUUAGCGCUGGCUGCAAAGAGUCGGCUCCGAUAUCCGGGGUGUUGAAGGAGAGCCAAUGGUUUGGUGCGGGCGUGGCAGCGUCCUCAUCCACUACCUCAUUUAUUCCUCCUAUUAAACCUCUCUGCGCCCGUCUCACUGGUGGUGCUACUGCCUCCCACACCUCCCUCCAACCUCAUCCUAUCAAACACUCUUCUCUAAUGGCUGCUGCUUCCGCGCUCCAACGCUCCGCUUUCGCUGGUCAGACUGCGUUGAAGCAGCAGAAUGAGCUCGUCCGGAAGGUUGGCGUCUUCCAAGGCCGGAUCUCGAUGCGCCGAACCGUAAAGAGUGCUCCCCAGAGCAUGUGGUAUGGGCCGGACCGACCCAAAUACUUGGGUCCGUUCUCGGAGCAGACGCCGUCCUACCUGACAGGGGAGUUCCCAGGGGACUACGGGUGGGACACGGCGGGGCUGUCUGCCGAUCCGGAGACAUUCGCCAAGAACAGGGAGCUGGAGGUGAUCCACUGCCGAUGGGCAAUGCUGGGCGCCCUAGGCUGCGUCUUCCCUGAAAUCCUCUCCAGAAAUGGCGUCAAGUUCGGCGAGGCCGUCUGGUUCAAGGCCGGGGCCCAGAUCUUCUCCGAGGGCGGCCUUGACUACCUUGGCAACCCCAACCUCAUUCAUGCGCAGAGCAUCCUCGCCAUCUGGGCCUGCCAGGUUGUCCUCAUGGGCUUUGUCGAAGGCUACCGUGUCGGCGGAGGCCCAUUGGGUGAGGGACUCGACGCCAUCUACCCCGGCGGCGCCUUUGACCCCCUCGGCCUGGCCGACGACCCCGAGGCCUUUGCUGAGCUCAAGGUGAAGGAGAUCAAGAACGGCCGCCUUGCCAUGUUCUCCAUGUUCGGCUUCUUCGUGCAGGCCAUCGUCACCGGCAAGGGCCCCAUCGAGAACCUCUUCGACCAUCUCGCCGACCCGGCCACCAACAAUGCAUGGGCCUAUGCCACCAACUUUGUUCCUGGCAAGUGAUUCACUAAUGAAAUAAGAUGCUUGCUACCUCUCCGCUUCUACUCUUUACUAGUGUUGUAACAAUGAGUCAUAUCUGUAUCUAUGCAUAUCAAUCACUGAGAUUCACUCUGCUGCCUGUAAUUCAACCUUUAUAGCGCUUGCUUACCCUCUGCGGCAGUGUGUUUUAUGUGCAAAGAAAGAAAAACAAUAAAGCUGGCUUGCUAGUGGGAGGGAA
Molecule: messenger RNA, 1318 nt
Organism: Phoenix dactylifera (date palm)
Lineage: Eukaryota; Viridiplantae; Streptophyta; Magnoliopsida; Arecales; Arecaceae
Product: chlorophyll a-b binding protein 5, chloroplastic
Biological process (GO): photosynthesis, light harvesting
Cellular component (GO): membrane
Source: RefSeq, a predicted model, not a curated record